AUGUGCUACAAGGUCAGUGCUCAUCCAAGUUCGGCCGUGAACGGUCUGAUCUCACAGUUAGCUCUCUCUCCCUAACCUAGUGUACACUUUUUGAAGCUUGAUGUUAUAGUUUCAAGGUUCUAAUUUACAUAUCCUGGUCAACUGAUUCUUCGCCAGACAAAGAAUCACAAAGAUGAAGUCUAUAUUUGCUAUUGUUACCUUUCUCGCCGCCAUUUCUCUUACACACGAAACACAAAUCACAACGUACUAUUUCCCGAACUACUACUGCAAUCCAUCCCUUUGCCAAGGAAGUGGUCCACACGUGGCAUGCACUCCUCCGAAUCCCUUCGGGGCCAGCUGCUAUGGAAAGCAACCGCAGAUGGUGAUCAUGACGGCCGAACUUCGAGCACAAAUUCUAGACUACCAUAAUCGGCAACGGUCGCUGCUGGCCAGCGGAAAAUUGCCCGGAUAUUUACCGGCUGCCAAAAUGCCAACCCUGCAGUGGGAUCUGGAGCUUCAGUACCUCGCCGAAGCCAACGCAAGAUCUUGCGAAUAUGGUCACGACAAGUGCCGUAACACGAAUUGGAGCAAAUACGUUGGACAGAACAUCGGCGUUUUGCGGUUCUUCGGGUUGAAGAUCACCAAACAGGAAUCGAUGAAGUACUUCAUGGAUGCAUGGUUCAACGAAUAUGCGUAUGCUCACCCGUAUGUAGACAGCUAUCCAAAGCAUUACAAUGGGCCCCAGAUCGGUCACUUUACACAAAUUGUUAGCGAUCGGACGAUCAAAAUAGGAUGCGGUAUGGUUACCUACAACACGUAUAACGGAGACCUGUGGACGAACGACUAUUUUGUGUGCAAUUACUCAUUCACAAACAUAAUCGGACAGCCGGCUUACACUAAAGGAGCUGCCGCUUCACAAUGCUCUAAGGGGCCAAGCCUCACCUAUCCUGGUUUGUGCAACUGAUGAACGGAACCGUACACUGCUGUUUGCCAUUAAAAUACUCAUAAUCGAAA
Molecule: messenger RNA, 993 nt
Organism: Aedes aegypti (yellow fever mosquito)
Lineage: Eukaryota; Metazoa; Arthropoda; Insecta; Diptera; Culicidae
Product: venom allergen 5
Exons: 3
Coding region: 173-943 (256 amino acids)
Source: RefSeq, a predicted model, not a curated record